This is a messenger RNA of Closterium sp. Naga37s-1, 1251 nucleotides long. NCBI's taxonomy places the organism in Eukaryota, Viridiplantae, Streptophyta, Zygnematophyceae, Desmidiales, Closteriaceae. The record is from the annotation of a GenBank genome assembly.
AUGGCUUGUGAGUCGUCACAUUACUACCAGAGUCUCCACCUCGUGAGCCAGAGUCAGCCUGUGUGCCUUCUCGAGGCUGAAGGGAGUGGUGGAACGCAGGGAGUGGUGGAACGCAGGGAGUGGUGGAACGCAGGGAGUGGUGGAACGCAGGGAGUGGUGGAACGCAGGGAGUGGUGGAACGCAGGGAGUGGUGGAACGCAGGGAGUGGUGGAACGCAGGGAGUGGUGGAACGCAGGGAGUGGUGGAACGCAGGGAGUGGUGGAACGCAGGGAGUGGUGGAACGCAGGGAGUGGUGGAACGCAGGGUGUGGUGGAACGCAGGGAGUGGUGGAACGCAGGGAGUGGUGGAACGCAGGGAGUGGUGGAACGCAGGGAGUGGUGGAACGCAGGGAGUGGUGGAACGCAGGGAGUGGUGGAACGCAGGGAGUGGUGGAACGCAGGGAGUGGUGGAACGCAGGGAUCCAUUGUUGAAGACAUGGCUGCUGAGCGAGUGAUGGGGGUACUUGUUGAUGCGGUCAAAGAGGCGGUGCUGGCAGCUGUGAGAGAGGAGCUGGCUGCACACAAGGAGGACGUGGAUGAGUUGCGGCGCAUGUUGACUGCUGUGGGGGAGGGGAAUGAUGCGACUGCUGCUAUGGGGAAGGAGAGGGAGAGGGAGUUGGCAGCAGUGAACGGGGUAUUGGAAGGGGUGAAAGGGGGUUUGGCAGCAAUGAAGUGGGAGUUUGCAGCAGUGAAGGGGGACUUUGCAGCAAUGAAGUGGGAGGUUGCAUCAGUGAAGGGGGAGGUUGCAUCAGUGAAGGGGGAGGUUGCAUCAGUGAAGGGGGAGUUUGCAGCACUGAAGGGGGAGUUUGCAGCGGUGAAGGGGGGGUUUGCAGCGGUGAAGGGGGAGUUUGCAGCGGUGAAGGGGGAGUUGGUAGCAUUGAAGGGGGAAGUUGCAGCAGUGAAGGGGGGAUUGACAGCAGUGAAGGUUGAGUUGGCAGAACACAAGGAGCAAUGGGCUGAAGGUAGUAGGGCAUCGUAUGUAUGGGGCGUGAGAGGGGAGAGUAGGAAGAGAAGGCACGAAAUAGCAGCGGAGUUUGCAUGGGAGGAGGAGAGUAGGAGAGAGGUGCAGGAGUUGAGUUGGGGACAUGCCAUGGAGGAGUUGGCAGCCUGUAACGAUUGGCAGAGGACACAAGAUCUGAAAUUGAAUGUUGACGUGGAAAUCCGGCAGAGUGAAGGCGAUCGGAGGGCUGCGUGGGAGGUGAGUGCUGAAUGA